Messenger RNA from Populus euphratica (Euphrates poplar), 1196 nucleotides. RefSeq names its product expansin-A11-like. The coding region runs from base 111 to 881 and encodes 256 amino acids. Gene Ontology annotation, cellular component: extracellular region. The record is from RefSeq and is a predicted model, not a curated record. NCBI's taxonomy places the organism in Eukaryota, Viridiplantae, Streptophyta, Magnoliopsida, Malpighiales, Salicaceae. The transcript has 3 exons. Gene Ontology annotation, biological process: plant-type cell wall organization.
CUUGGACUUGGAAAUGCCAAUAAAUGUAAAUACACUAGCUACCAGCCUACCACCAAUCCUCACUCUCCAUUCUCUUAUCAUUGUUUCGGUAGUAUUCAUCUUUUCAAGAGAUGGGAAAAUUUCUUUUGACAUUUGCAGUCUUGCUUCAGUUCUGCUCUUAUUUGGCUAUCAAUGUUAAUGCGUUUGCUCCAUCUGGGUGGAGGAAAGGUCAUGCUACAUUUUAUGGAGGUAGUGAUGCCUCAGGAACUAUGGGAGGGGCUUGUGGAUAUGGAAACUUGUAUUCUGCUGGUUAUGGGACCGGGACUGCUGCUUUAAGCACUGCUUUAUUCAAUGAUGGAGCUUCAUGUGGGGAAUGUUACAGAAUUAUGUGUGAUUUUCAAACAGACCCCAGAUGGUGUAUUAAAGGCAAGUCUGUGACCAUUACUGCAACAAAUUUCUGCCCCCCUAAUUAUGCUCUUCCAAACAACAAUGGAGGCUGGUGCAACCCUCCUCUCCAGCACUUUGAUAUGGCCCAGCCUGCUUGGGAAAAGAUUGGUAUUUAUAGAGGAGGAAUCGUGCCUGUUUUGUUUCAAAGGGUUCCUUGCAAGAAGCAUGGAGGAGUCAGAUUCACCAUUAAUGGAAGAAACUACUUCGAGCUUGUCUUGAUUAGCAAUGUGGCUGGAGCUGGAUCCAUUCAAUCUGUGUCCAUUAAAGGCUCAAAAACAGGCUGGAUGGCAAUGUCAAGAAAUUGGGGAGCUAACUGGCAAUCUAAUGCUUAUCUCAAUGGCCAGUCUUUGUCCUUUAAAAUCACAAGUACUGAUGGACAGACCCGAUUCUUCACGGACAUUGUUCCAGCAAACUGGGGAUUUGGCCAGACUUUCUCUAGUUCAGUACAGUUCUAAAAUAAUUAUCAGCAGCUUUAGAGUUCAGAGUCUAAAUUGGCCGAGGCGUGCUUAUAAUUUUACUAGAGCAGCCCGCCACAAUUAUUUUUCUGAUGAUGGCUGGGACAAUAAGGUUCUGGCUCUGGAUUAUGAUUUGAAGAGGGAGGGUGAGGAAAGGAACCCAUGGACUCAAGGCUAGCUGCUACUGAGCUGUUGUGCUUUAGUGAUCACGGAUUUGCAGAGUUGUAUUUUUGUAUUUAUAUAGUUAUUGCAACUUAAUAUGAAGCGCAAUCAUUUUGCAGCUUAAUAAUAUAAAUAAUAUUUUUGUUUUGGUUA